Candoia aspera is the source of this 6643-nucleotide messenger RNA. It is a transcript of the gene TBC1D2, whose product is annotated as TBC1 domain family member 2. The coding region runs from base 117 to 2894 and encodes 925 amino acids. NCBI's taxonomy places the organism in Eukaryota, Metazoa, Chordata, Lepidosauria, Squamata, Candoiidae. The record is from RefSeq and is a predicted model, not a curated record. The transcript has 14 exons.
GCCAGCUCCGCCGGGUGUCAGGCGGCGACUCGGGCGGCUGCGAGCGUUGCCGUGGAGGUCCGGGGACUGGCUGAGCGGAGUAUUCUACCAUCAAAAGGUCGUCUGUUCAAGGAAACAUGAAAUCAGAUAAUGAAGACAGAGAUGGUCUCGUACCUGGGACAUCAACCAUGUCACCAGAGGAAAAAGUGGCAGACACUGGGAAUAGCAGUGAUUAUUUCACUGGAGAUGUAUCUUCUUGCCCUGAGGACUGGGAAAAUGCUGAUCUGAAACUUGGCCAAGAAACCCCUAAGAAAAAACUCUGUGGCUAUUUAUAUAAAUGUUCCCCUAAAGCACCAAUCAAGGCCUGGAAGUCCCGCUGGUUUUGCUAUGAUGAAAAUAAAUGCCAUUUACUUUACUACAGGACAGCACAAGAUAUUAACUCUUUGGGAAGCAUAGAGAUUUCUCUGGCAAGUUUUGAUCUUAAAGUGGGAGCAGAGGAAGGUAUUUUUGAAAUCAGGACUCCCAUCAAAGACUUUGUUCUUAAGGCUGUCAACAAACAAGCCAUGAUAUAUUGGCUACAACAGCUGCAGCUGAAACGCUGGGAAUUUUGUAAUAACCAGGCAAAGGGUUUUGAUGAAGCCAUGUCACCCUUUCCUUCCAUAAGUGAGGCCCAGUGGAGCAGUGCUGAGGCAGAACAGGAUUUUCUACCCCUUGUGAAAACUCCCACUGAUGUAGUUGGCUUAAAGGCAGCUUCUCUACCAGCACCAUCGACUUCUAUCGCUCUUCAGAACAUCUCUCUCAAGCAUCCUUGGAUUGAAAUACAAAACACCGUGCAUAACCUAUGUGGCAGCCAUCAGAACCGAAGAGAUGGUAGUGGUAACUUUGGGGGAACUCAGGAUAAUCUUGAAAAUAUUGCUGAUGAAGAGCACAUAGGAGGAGAAACUGAGGAUACAGUCAUGGCAGAGAUGCAGAAGGACACAAAAAUGAGGCUAAAGCCACCAACACUCCGAAAAUUAAAAAAAGCAAAUAGCAGUUUCCGUUAUUUUGUUGAAGGAGCAGAACAGGAGAAAAUAGCUUCUCUUCAGCACCAAGUUUUGAUCCUUACAGAGGAAGUAAAAUCUCAGAAGGAACUGGUUAAACUUCUCCACAAAGCUCUGGAGGCAGCCCAGCAAGAGAAACGAGAGUCCUGCAAGUAUCUGGUCACAGCAAUGGAAGAAGAUAGGCUGGAAUUGCUGCGGCACAAAGUGAGGCAGAUUGCCGAGCUGAAAAAACAGCUUCAAGUGCUGGAGAUGGAAAAGAAAGAACUGGAGCGGGAGGUUGCUCUGAAGGAGGAGCACAUCAAGGAGCUGAGAGAACAUGUGCAGCUCUUGAUGGACAAAAACCAAGCCAAGCAACAAGUCAUCCUCAAGCUGACAGAGCAGCUCACUAGAGAGAUGCAUGACUCUGUUACUGACUCAGACAGCAUCAGGACCGAGACCUUGUGCAAGCAGCAGGAAGAGAUUGAACAUCUAAAGGAUGAUCUUGAGGCAUACAAGACUCAGAACCAAUUUUUGAACUCUGAAGUCCACCAGGUUACCAAAAUAUGGAGCGCAGUGGCAAAGAGAGAAAAAACCCUUCUGAAGAAGUGUGCCCAUCUGCAAGCCUACAACUGCCAGAUUGAAAGCAAGUACCUGAUGUUCCUGCGGACAUUGCAAGGCAUGCCGGAUUUGGCUAAAGAGCACGUGGCACUGGUGAAGGGACUCAUCGAAGAGGCGCUGCAGUGGGAUAUGAAGGAAGAAACCCUGAUUCCUAUUCAGCUAAGCCCAGUCAGUCAAUAUGAUGACUAUGGGUUUAUGACAGUUCCUGAAUAUGAAGCUGCAGACUGGAAGCUCUUGGCCAAAAUCCAGGCCCUGGAGAUCAAAUGCAGUAAUCUGAACAAGACGACCACAGAGAAACCUCUCUCUGAGCGAUGGAAUAACCUUGGAGAACUGACUUCCUCCUCAGAGCUGAAAAGCUUAUUGCGCUGUGGUGUCCCAGUGGUGCAUCGCCAGAGGGUAUGGAGAUGGAUUAUCAGUCAUCGGGUAAAGCAAAUACGCUCGGCUGGCCAUUAUCACAGCUUGCUCAAGAAGUGUGAAAUUGCUGAGCAUCCGGCUUCCCAGCAAAUUGAACUGGACCUGCAUCGCACACUGCCCAACAAUAGACAUUUUAUGUCACCAACUUCCCAGUUUAUUCCCAAACUCCGAAGAGUUUUACUUGCAUUCUCCUGGCAAAAUCCAACCAUUGGCUAUUGCCAAGGAUUGAACAGACUAGCUGCCAUUGCCUUGUUGGUCCUAGAAGAGGAAGAAGAAGCUUUCUGGUGCCUAGUUCAUAUCACCAAGAAUUUAAUGCCUCAAGAUUACUACAGCAAUACGUUAAUAGGCUCGCAAGUAGAUCAAAGGGUCUUCAAAGACAUCUUGUCAGAGAAGCUUCCCAGGCUGACAGCUCACUUGGAGCAGCUUCAAAUUGACCUGUCCUUAGUGACCUUCAACUGGUUCCUGGUUGUUUUUGUUGAUAGUCUUGUCAGUGACCUUCUCUUCAGAGUUUGGGAUGCUUUCCUCUACGAAGGGGCAAAGGUAAUAUUCCGUUAUGCUCUUGCAAUUUUUAAAUAUAAUGAAGAAGCAAUAUUGAAGAUUCAUGACAAUCUGGAAUUUUAUCAGUAUCUUCGCUUUUUCACCAAAACGAUCUGUGAUGGCAGGAAGCUGAUGAGCAUCGCCUUCAGUGACAUGAAUCCGUUUCCUAUGAAGCUGCUUCAGAAUCGACGUGGAGUGCACAGAUUAAAAGUGGAGGCUGAGCUGAGAGAACUGGAGCAGCUAAAAGCCCAGUAUGUGAGAGAACAGGCUGAGCAUGCAGCCAGUCAGCUAGAUGGAGCGGCGAGUGAGGAUGAAGAAGAGAUGUAACUCUCAUUUCCUCUUUGGUCUUCUCUAAAAUUUGCCUUUGUUUGAAACACAAAAGCAACAGUUGCUUAUGAGCAUAAUGCUUGGCAUCUGAGUGCAAUGAAUGCAGAUGCCCUGGAUGGUUUACAGGUCAACUGCAAAUGAGGAUAUACCAUGCCUUAUUUUCAUUAUGUCUUUUCUGGAUUUUUUGUGGUGCAAUAUUGCCUGGAUUGCAUUCCACUAGAGAUUCUCUGCUACUCUCUCCUUUCUUCUCUAGGUAUCGGAGUUGUCAGCUGAGAGAUCCAUCCCUUUGAUUCGUAUCCAUCAUGCUCAUUUUAUUGUGUUUUUUUUUAAUUAAAGAGAUAUUUGCUGAAUGCAUACAGAUCUCUGUCUGAAAUCUAGUGGAGCACCAGUGCAAAACAGUGCCUUCCUAAAUUAUUUCUCUUGUCUUAUAAUGAGGAUCAAUGGUACCUUUUUGCUUCCAUGCACACCCACAACUGAACUUGCUGAGCUAAUCAACUGGUGUUGUGAUUUGCUCAUUCAUUGGAAACAUAUAAGGCAUUACGCUGAAACCGUACAAAUCACAUUAGAACUUAGUAUGAUGUGUGAAUACAGCCAUUAUGGUUUGUGAACCCUAGUUUAUGGCAAGCCUGCACAACUUGUAGAGAAGAAAGGACCUCAUUGAUAACAUAAAAAUAAUAGUAGGCGCAGAGGAAUACCUGGCGCAUUGAUCAGCUAGCAGAGUGGCAACAGUGCUACAGCUGGCGGCAUCAGUGAAGCCUGGAGACAUUGGAGGCACUUGGCAGUGUGUCUUUUGGGGCAGCGGCAGCAGAUCCUUCCUGGCAGCGGUGAUGUUUGGCAGCAGUUAAUUUACUGACCUUUUUAAAAAUGCUAGUGGGCCUACAAGGCUGCUUGGCAGGCCACUUACGGCCCAUGGGUUAUGUGUUGUGCAGGGCUGCUUUAUGGUUUACUAUUACCCGUGGUCCAUUCCAAUAUGGCUUGUUCAGCCAACCAUGGGUAAAGCAAAAUGUGGAUUAACACAAUGUAUGUGUCAAGCCAAUAUUAUACAUAUACUAAAUUUUCCCUUUUUGCUUCCUAAUCAAUUGGCUUUCCUGCAGAGGGUUGGACUAGGUCAGUGUUUUUCAACCUCAGCAACUCUAAGAUAUGUGGACUUCAACUCCCAGAAUUCUCCAGAAACACUGGACUAAAUGUUUCUUGUAGUCCCUUCCAAGCCUGCAGUUCUAUGAUUCUAUGAAUCAAUAGUUUGUGCAUUUGAGAAUGGAGAGGGAGAAAAGUAUCUGCUCAGUGGGGUUCCUUCUUGAUUGGUUUUGAGGUGAUAUUUUUUCAGCACUUUAUCCAUGAAUUUUCAUGCCUGGUGGCAUCUUCUUUUCCCUCCUUCCAUUAUUAAUAGAUGUUGUAUCAUCUGGCAUGCAGGUCCUCACCCAAAGAGAUCAUUUAUAGUAAAUCUAUAGAUAAGAGUCAAGGAUUGGAUUUCUUGGGUUAAAAGCAAGAGUGCAAAAGGCAUGGUAUGCAGCGAUGCCCGGGUUAAGGCCAUCUCCCCCACCUUCACCCACUAUUGCAUUUGCCACUACCACCCUCUUCCUACAACAGCCUCUGUGGUGUUUCCUCCUGCUUCUCCCACCCCUGCACUUCUCCCUACUCUUUCUAACCAUUCUGUGCCCCCUCCCCCAAAUCUUUUCCAAUCUUUUCCAACCCACUCAGUCACUAAGACUGAAGGGUUUUUUUUGUAAGCAGAAGGGACCAGUAAGCCAGGUGUCUUGUUCCCCAAAAAGCUUUUUUUCCCCUUUAAUAGAGGGGCCAUGACACAGUAGAAGGUCUCAUUUUAUUUUGAAAGCAAUGGAAAAAACAGGCAGCUGCUUCUGUCUUUUCCAAAGAAAAAAAGCAUUAAAACUUGCAGAAUGUGCAUUGUUAAGCUUACUCUUCAGUGUCAUUCCUUCCCCUACUGAUAGGUUACAGAGCUGCAAAAAACCCCACAACUAAAUAAAAAAAUAAAAUGCCCCCACUCACUCUGAUCCCAACCUUGUCCAUUUUUGGAGUGUUGCUCUUAGCAUGCUGUGCAAAGCCUACCUCCGUGGUCAAACAACAGUGGAGCAUAGGAAGACCAUUUCUUCAUAAGCUGCUCUAUGGUGGAUCCCUCUUAAGGUUUUAUUUAAGGCCUCAAGAAUUACUCUUGUUAGCUCAAGAUCCUAACUCUCUGGGUAUAUGAAUGAGGGAGUUUACUAAGUGGUGUAAAUCUCAUUCAUUUCCUUCACCUCAAUUUUGUAAACACGUGCCAAGCACUCCAAUCUGGAAUCUCUCAUUCUAAGAUUGGGACCUCACUUAAUGACCCAAAUGCAAUUGUCUGUGCUCAGGUCAGCCUCCUGUCUGAGAAUAAAAAAGACUAUACUUACGGCCUGACCCAGAAGCCUCUGAGGUGUCAAGGCCUUGUGCAAAUCCUAGAGAAUUGAUUAGCAGUGCUGCACACAUUUCAAAAAAAUUGGGGGAAACUUAGCUCGGUCUGCUGCAAGAACAAUCUUUCCUUACUUUUCCUUAAAACGUAAAGCUUUUAUCCAGGUGGGAAAAAGUGUUACUACUUUAAUGACUCAACUCUAAUGUGACUCUUAAAGCAGCAGCAUCUAUUCAGUUUUAUGCAGCAGCUUUAAAGAAAAAAAAAGGGCUGCUUUAACAAAGAGCAGAGAGAUGCUGAAGCACUUCUUCCAAAUUAUUUUUUAAGUGUGCCCAGCCCAAUUGAUCUGUUGACUGAGCAAAAACUUCUGAUUGCCCUAGUGUAAGCCCUAGCAAAUUAUCUUAAAAACCCUGGUGCAGAUGUGGAUUUAUGACAGACACUUGUUGCUGGCUUAAACCAGACGCAGAAGAGAGAUGGAGCCUGGUGGGAUGAACUGAUCUUCUUAAGGUACCCUGUCUGGCCAAUCCGUUUUCUUACCUGGAGUAGUAGGCAAAUAGUAUUUUGAUGAUGGCAACUGCCAGAGGAACACUGAACCCAAAGGGUGGCUGCACAGCAGAAUUACUGAAAGCCUCAAUUGCAGGCUCAGUGUAAUAAAAGAGCUAUCUGGAAACAGCAGAGGAGCAGAAAUUAGCUGAUGCUCCCCGAAACCAGGGUUGUGUGCUUCCCUUGAGACCAGCCACACAUGAUUCCUUCUGCUAUUUUGUAGUCUCCUCUAAGGCCAUCUGACUGCUGCUGAGCAACCAGAGCAAAGCCUUCUGGGGAUGUGCCUUCUUUCCAGAACUCUAAAUGUUAAGUGCCUCAAGCCCUGUGCCUCCCAACAGCUGCUCCAGGGCUCUGCUUUGUUUUUUUUUUCCCUGAUGCAGAGGAUGGAUUCUUAAGAGAGAGGCCCCAUGAAGCUUGUGGCCCAGUGAGCUUUCACUUUGGAGCUGUGAGAGGGGGAGAAGGCUCCUACCACCUUCUUGAUGUGAUGUUGCUCUUCUUCUCUGUUUGUGCUAAGAUCCACAGUUGCAUAUCUUUGUGGCUAAAAAGUUUUUUUUUAAAGAAGCUUUAAAUAAACAAAUCAUGGUUCAUGUCUGCCUUGCUGGCCUGAAUGAAUUUUGGCCUGCUUCUGUCAGUCUGCAAGUUCCUUAGAGUAACAUGUACCAGUGUUGCACUGCUGUCUUCUAAUUCAUAAACUGAGUUGCCUUCUUUUCUUAUUCCAUCAGAACAAAGCUAAAUUUGUUGUUGAUUAAUCUGUCAUGACUUCCACUUGAGAGGAAAAGUGGAAUGUAAAUGUAAUAAUAAUAAAUAUAUUGUCAUUUAAAUG